Messenger RNA from Prunus mume (Japanese apricot), 941 nucleotides. RefSeq lists its product as uncharacterized. The record is from RefSeq and is a predicted model, not a curated record. NCBI's taxonomy places the organism in Eukaryota, Viridiplantae, Streptophyta, Magnoliopsida, Rosales, Rosaceae.
UAUUCCUUAACAGCAGGGUCAGGGGUAUGAUUUCCUUAAACUGUUCUCUUUACCACCGUCACCCCUUUCCUCCUGACUUUCCCAAGCCAUGGAAGAUUGUGGCAUGGUUGCUGCAGAUUGUGUGGUCAUUUCAUGUUGCUGUCAAUGCUUGAUCCUGCAAAUCACCAUCUUCAUCUUGUUCAAGCUUCCUUGCAAGCUGAUAAAAAAGACAAGAGACUACACCAUGAAGAAGCUUCAGCAAAGAAAGAGGAAAGAGAUUGUAGUGGAAAGUCAAGGAGAAAUAGUACUAGAUCCAUUCAAGGAUGACUUUGUAAGUAUUCUUGGAGAGUCCAUAAGGCCCAUAGAGGCAGGCCAUAGUUGCAGAUGUUGCAUGGAGGAGGUGGACAAGGUGCUUCAGGAGUUAUCUCAGAGAGGAGAGUUUGGAUUUGGAAGCUUUUGGGGUAGAAGAGAAAUGGGUUGUUCCCCAAUUCAUCAUUCAGCAGAAGAUGAUCAAUUUGACAGUAGAUUUGUGCAGUUUCAAUUGAUUGAAAUGGUUGGCUCUGUCAGUUAUUGAUCAUAAGUUAACCUAGCUAGCGAGCUGUUGAAAUGGGUUGUUUAGAUCUUUGUCAAAUAGCCAUGGAUCGAUCAACUUGUUGUGGCUUAUUCAUUUAGUUAUGGUUACAGUUUCUGCAAUUCAUCAAAUAGCCAUGGAUCGAUGGAUGGAUAUGAAACAUAUUCAAGAAGGUGCAGGUUGUCAAUUUCAGUAUGUAAGUCCAAUCCUUUUAUUAUAUAUCAAAGACUUGGACACUUCUAACUUAUCUCACAUAUAGAAUAUCUUGACAGAAGCAUGUCUAGUACAUGUCAAAUAAUUAUUUUGUCCAUUUACUUUGAAAUGUCACGCCUUCAAGACCACACCAUUGUCAACUUUGUUAUGAUUGGAACGUCGCGUACUUUAAGAAAAA